Salvelinus namaycush (lake trout) is the source of this 2751-nucleotide messenger RNA. RefSeq names its product sodium/calcium exchanger 2-like. Lineage: Eukaryota; Metazoa; Chordata; Actinopteri; Salmoniformes; Salmonidae. The record is from RefSeq and is a predicted model, not a curated record. The transcript is spliced from 13 exons. Gene Ontology annotation, biological process: cell communication; calcium ion import across plasma membrane; sodium ion transmembrane transport. Gene Ontology annotation, cellular component: sarcolemma; postsynapse; axon. Bases 115 to 2751 code for a protein of 878 amino acids. Gene Ontology annotation, molecular function: calcium:sodium antiporter activity.
AAGUGUUCGCAGCCGGUGGUGUGCAGGCCGGGCACCCUGCUGCCCGUGUGGAAGCCCCUGAGCCCCGGGCUGGGCGACCAGGUGGCCAGGGCCGUGGUCUACUUCACCUGUCUCAUGUACAUGUUCCUGGGAGUGUCCAUCAUCGCAGACCGUUUCAUGGCCUCUAUCGAGGUCAUAACCUCACAGGAGAAGGAGGUGACCAUCACCAUGCCAAGCGGUGAGACAUCUGUGGCCACUGUACGUAUCUGGAACGAGACUGUGUCCAACUUGACUCUGAUGGCUCUAGGCUCCUCCGCCCCAGAGAUCCUGCUGUCUGUCAUCGAGGUGUGUGGGCAUGGGUUUGAGGCGGGUGAGCUGGGCCCUGGCACCAUCGUGGGCAGCGCCGCCUUCAACAUGUUUGUGAUCAUCGCCAUCUGUGUGUGGGUCAUCCCUGAAGGAGAGACCAGGAAGAUCAAACACCUGCGUGUGUUCUUCAUCACAGCCUUCUGGAGUAUCUUCGCCUAUAUCUGGCUCUUCCUCAUCCUCUCUGUCAUCUCACCCGGAGUAGUGGAGGUGUGGGAGGCUCUGGUCACCCUGCUCUAUUUCCCAGUGUGUGUGAUCCUGGCCUGGAUCGCCGACCGACGCCUGCUCUUCUACAAGUACAUGGCCAAGCGUUACCGUGCCGACAAGCACGGCAUCGUCGUGGAGACGGAGGGGGACACAACCCCGAAAGGCUUCGAGAUGAUUAUGGACGGAAAGUUCCCUCCGAGCGGAGGGGGGGUGGGAAUGAUGCCCAGUGAGAACUACCAGGAUGGUGCCAACAAUGCGGCGGGCACCAUGGCUUAUCUGCCCAACUCCAACAGCACCAUGGUGACCGUAGAGAAUACCAAGGAGCUAGACGAGAGCCGCAAGGAGGUGAUCCGCAUUCUGAAGCAGCUGAAACAGAAGUUUCCGGACAAGGAGCUGGAUCAGCUGGUAGAUCUAGCUAACUACUACGCCCUCCUCCAUCAGCAGAAGAGCCGCGCCUUCUACCGCAUCCAGGCUACGCGCAUGAUGACCGGCGCCGGCAACGUGCUCAAGAGGCACGCCGCCGACCACACCCGCCGCGCCGCCGCGGUGGACGAGGAAGUGGUCUGCGAGGACGACGACCUGGCUGAGUGCAGCCGACUGGCGUUUGAGAGCACCCACAGCCAGUGUAUGGAGAACUGCGGCGUACUAAGGCUGGCUGUGGUGUGUCAAGGGGGCCUGGGGGAGAGCACCUUCUACGUGGACUACCGGACCGAGGACGGCUCGGCCAAUGCCGGGUCCGACUACGAGUACAGCGAGGGAACGCUGGUGUUCAAACCCGGAGAGACACGCAAGGAGAUCAAGGUCGGCAUCAUCGAUGAUGACAUCUUCGAGGAGGAUGAGCACUUUUUCGUGCGGCUGCUCAACCUGCGCAUUGGUGACGCCGAGGGGAUGUUCGAAAGUGAUGAGCCAGGAGCGGGACCCAAGGGCCACCUGGUGGAGCCACUGGUUGCCACGGUGACCAUCCUGGACGACGACCAUGCUGGCAUCUUCACAUUCCGUGAUCGGCUGGUGCGCGUCAGCGAGAGCGUUGGCACCAUGGAGAUCUCAGUGGUGAGGAACUCGGGCGCCCGCGGCACGGUGAUCCUGCCCUAUCACACGGAGGCGGGCACUGCGAAGGGGGGCGGCGUGGACUACGAGGACACCCGGGGAGAGCUGGAGUUCUCCAACGACCAGACAACUCAGACCCUGCAGGUGAGGAUCAUUGACGAUGAGGAGUAUGAGAAAAAGGAGAACUUCUUCAUCAUACUAGAGGAACCGCGCUGGCUGAAGAGGGGAAUCUCAGCCCUUCUGCUUAACCAAGGUAAGACCAUCACUGAUGAUGCAGAUCCUGAUGGCCAGAUGAGUGCAGAGGAGGAGGAGGCGAGGCGCAUUGCAGAGAUGGGAAAGCCCAUCUUGGGGGAGCACAGCCGGCUGGAAGUGGUCAUUGAGGAGUCUUAUGAGUUCAAGAGCACCGUUGACAAGCUCAUUAAGAAGACCAACUUGGCCCUUGUGAUUGGCACGCACUCCUGGAGGGAGCAGUUCGUGGAAGCUGUGACUGUCAGCGCAGGUGAUGGUGAUGACGAUGAUGAAGAGGGGCGUGAGGAGCGUCUGCCAUCCUGCUACGACUACGUCAUGCACUUCCUGACGGUGUUCUGGAAGGUUCUGUUCGCCUUCGUUCCGCCCACCGAGUACUGGAAUGGCUGGGCCUGCUUCUUCGUGUCCAUCUCGGUUAUCGGCAUCCUGACUGCUGUCAUCGGGGACCUAGCCUCCCACUUCGGCUGCACCGUCGGUCUCAGGGACACUGUCACUGCCGUGGUGUUUGUGGCUCUGGGUACUUCCAUUCCCGACACGUUUGCCAGCAAGGUGGCGGCUACGCAGGACCAGCACGCUGACGCGUCGGUGGGCAAUGUUACGGGCAGCAACGCGGUCAACGUAUUCCUUGGCAUCGGGGUGGCGUGGUCGGUGGCGGCCGUCUACUGGAAGGUGCAGGGCAAGGAAUUCCGCGUGGACCCGGGCUCCCUUGCCUUCUCCGUCACCCUCUUCACCAGCUUCGCCUUCAUCUGCAUGGGCGUGCUACUGUUCCGCCGGCGGCCCUCUAUCGGGGGGGAGCUGGGCGGGCCGCGGACAGCACGCAUCAUCACCAGCCUCUUCUUCCUGGGCCUCUGGUUCCUCUACGUCCUCUUCUCCAGCCUGGAGGCCUACUGCCACAUAGAGGGCUUUUAG